Alosa alosa (allis shad) is the source of this 2961-nucleotide messenger RNA. RefSeq names its product putative pyruvate dehydrogenase phosphatase isoenzyme 2 (gene pdp2). NCBI's taxonomy places the organism in Eukaryota, Metazoa, Chordata, Actinopteri, Clupeiformes, Clupeidae. Bases 254 to 1882 code for a protein of 542 amino acids. The transcript has 3 exons. Gene Ontology annotation, biological process: protein dephosphorylation. Gene Ontology annotation, molecular function: protein serine/threonine phosphatase activity; cation binding. The record is from RefSeq and is a predicted model, not a curated record.
UGUGUAGAAACCAGAUGCUUUUUUUGUGGUAACUUAUAUCCAAUGGUAAACGCCAACGGUAUGAGGCGUUUUUUUGGUAACUUAUGACUGCUAAACGGAGAAGAAAGGGUUAAUAAUAUGACGUAAAGGAAAAGGCAGGAAGUAGACAGUGUCAAUCUGACACCGGGGAGGAUUUGCUACCCCCGUCAGUGUUGAAUCUGGCUCUAACAGAUGUUGGUCUCCCGUCUGUGGCCUGUUAGACACUCUGGAUGGGAUGUCGAGCUGUGUGUGUAAGCGAGUCCUCUCUCAGGUGCGGAGCUGCAGCACACUGGUCCUCCCUGUCUCCUCCAGUCAUACUGUUCUCCACAGACGUCUGCCGUCUCUCCUCUCCUCCUCUUCCUUCUCUUCCUCCUCCCACUCCCCCUGGCCCCGGCCAGUGCAGCCGGUGCGCCCCCUCUCUUCCCACACGCAUGGAGGCUCUGACGAGGACGACUAUGGCCUCGCUUCCUCCAGCUUCCAGGUGGGCCGGCUGCAGAUCGACAGCGUCCUGCGCGCCAACGAGCAGUCGGUGCGCAUUCCGGAGUUCGACGGGCGUGGCGGCCCGAGCCCCGUGCUGAAGUUUGAGAGCAACCAGCUGGGCGCCAACGCGCCCCUGGAGGACCGGCGCUGCGCCGCCACCUGCCUGCGCACUCGAGGCAUGCUCUUCGGCGUCUUCGAUGGCCAUGGGGGCCACGCCUGCGCCCAGGCCGUCAGCGAGCGCCUGCCUUACUACGUCGCCACGGCGAUGAUGCCUGAGGCCAGCCUGGAGGACCUAGAGGUCGCCAUGGAGACGGGCCGCCCCGUGCCCCCCAUCCUGCAGUGGUACAAGCACCACAACGACUACAACUACCGGGAGUCGGCAGAGCUGUACGUGGAGCACCUGCGUGUGUUCUGGCAGGAGCUGCUGGCGAGCGAGGAGCACGGAGAGGGCUUGAGUCCGCCGGACGCCCUGAGCUACGCCUUCCAGCGCCUGGACUCCGACCUCUCCCUGGAGGCACAGGUGCCGCUGGCCAGCGACCUCAUGCGCAGCACUGCCGUCCAAGCCGCCUUCGCCGGCAGCACCGCCUGCCUGGCCCACGUCACCACGGAUGGCGUGUACGUGGCCAACGCCGGAGACUGCCGCGCUGUCCUGGGGGUGCAGGAUGAGGACGGCAGCUGGAGUGCGGUGCCGUUGUCUCGUGACCACACAGCGCUGAACCCCGACGAGCUGGCACGCGUUCGGGCGCAGCACCCGCCAGCGGAGCGUGACACAGUGGUGGUGGACGAGCGGCUACUGGGCAUGCUCAUGCCCCUGCGCGCCUUCGGCGACGUGCGCUUCAAGUGGAGCCGCGAGCUACAGGAGAGCGUGCUGGAGAGCGGCGCCUCCUGCUGCGACCUGGAGGAACUGCACCUCUUCCAGUACUCCCCGCCAUACUACCUGACGCCGCCCUACCUGGAUGCGGCCCCCGAGGUGACCUUCCACCAGCUGCGGCCACAGGACCGUUUUCUCAUCGUGGCGUCCGACGGGCUCUGGGACGAGCUGGGCAACGAGGAGGCGGUGCGUCUGGUGGGGCAGCACCUGACCGGGGUGCACAUGCAGGUACCCGUCUCCGUGCGUGACCGCCAGCUCAGCCUCGGCCAGAUGCACCAGCUGCUGCUGCGACGGCAGGCACGGGCGGCACCUGCCCUGGACCAGAACGUGGCCACGCACCUGAUCCGCCACACGCUUGGCACCAACGAGUACGGCGAGCUGGACCAGGAGAGGCUUGCGGCCAUGUUGGCUCUGCCCAACGACCUGGCGCGCAUGUACAGAGACGACAUCACCGUCACCGUGGUCUACUUCAACCCCAACCUGCUCAAAACGCACCACGAUGGCAGUGGCUAAAACAGCCCAUCACGAUAGCAGUAGCCAAACCUCUGCAUAUAGUACACCUGUGUAGGGUUCACCUGGCAUCCCAGCUCAUGACGCCAUGUGUGGGACAACAUGCUCCAGGCGUGCUGGGAAUCAUCUGCAGACAGCGUGUUCAUGAAGCCCAGAUCAGGAAACCUGUUCAACUCCAGUGACAUGUACAUAGAUACUUGUGACUACUACCUUGGAGAUUAGUUACUGAGUUGUGCUUGAUACUGUAUCUUAUUGUGUACACCCUUUUUUCUAGGUUGCUUUUUUUCAGACUUAAAAAGUCAACUUUAGGUCCACCUAGGACCUAAGCUCUCUGAGGGUCCUAUAAAGGGAUUAAUGCAGCCUCAGCCUUACACCUGUGCUGUGCUGCAGUCUCAGACCCAGAGAGAGGCUCUUCAGAGAUACAGCCCUUACACACAUGCUUCUUCCCCAUACACACACACACACACACACACACAGAUACACCCCUACACACACACAGAUACACAUGCAUGCUCCCUCCCCAAAGAUACACACACACACACACACACACACACACACACACACACACUCCCUCCCCACAGAUACACCCUUACACGCCUAUCCCCAGAAACACCCCUACACACACACACACACGCAGAGAUACACCCCUACACAUGCAUGCUCCCUCCCCACAGAUACCCCUACUCAGUUACCCCUGCUCCCUCCCCAGCAUUGAAAGCUCCUGAUGGGUCCUCUUCAGCUGCAGCAGUCUACAGCCCCAUAUGCUGCAAACUAUAAGAUCUUCCAGGGCCCUGCAUUCACCACACAUGGGUAGCCAUACUACAUGUUAAUACAGUUUAACCAUUACAUGUGAAACUAGCUUAAUAGCAUUUACAUGUCUAUGCAGUUAAAUCAUAUGUGAAACCAGUUUAUUUGAAUUUCAUGUUAAUGCAGUUUACUGUAGUUGCAUAUGAAUAUGUGUAGCUUUUUAUGUUGUGUCGAUCACUGCCUCACUGAUGGAGAUUAAGUUUGUAUUAAGUCUGUUACAGUUUAUUUAAUUUAAUUUCAAGCAGUUAAAGACUAGUAAACAAAUCCUGACUUCA